AUGGACGCCUCAGCGCCUGCAGACCCCUUCUGGGGCCCCCAAACAUCCUAUCUGAACUUUUGUGAAGAGGACUAUACAAUCACGCGAUAUAUUGCAGAGUUCAUUAACACACUGAGCAGUCUAGUUUUUGUGGUAUAUGGAGUAUACGGUUUGUUGCAACUUCGUAGCAAACAUGCAGAUAUUUCUCGCUGGGUUCCAUACUUUGGCUUGAUUGGUGUUGGACUUUGCUCCGCAGGCUACCAUAUGACUUUAAAAUACCAUACACAAAUGUCGGACGAGCUGUCUAUGCAUAUGCUACUCACGCCACUUUUGUUUCGCCUCCUAAGCUUCAAAGCUAGCCCGCGGCGAACCCGGUUGUUGGGAGCGGCUCUUUCAACCAUCUUCGUCGUUGUAAUGGUCAUUCAUAUGGUCAUGGAUGAGUUUCUCCUUCAUGCUACAUCUUUCGGUCUUGGGGUUUACCUCCUUGCAACUUAUUCGUUGAAGACAAUCCAGCAAAUCGUAGAUCCCCAGAUCAAGGCAACUCUUCGAAGCAUGGCCCUCUUUGGUUGCUUGAAUUUCAUAUUCGGGUAUUUUGUUUGGUUAAUUGAUAGAUGGGUCUGCAAUCUAUUGACAGAUGUGAAGCACUUUGUUGGAUUGCCAAUAGCAUUUCUCUUGGAGCUGCAUGGAUGGUGGCAUGUAUUUACGGCUUUUGGUGGUUAUAUCGCUGUCGUGGUUGUCGAUAAGAUAACGGCAAAUGAUGUUUCUGGAAAUCCCCUUGAAGGCCUCGCCUGGCCCAUUCCGCUUGCCCUGAGCUUUGUCAUGCCGGAUAUCACUGGGGUAGCAAAGCAAGACUAG
Molecule: messenger RNA, 834 nt
Organism: Trichoderma breve
Lineage: Eukaryota; Fungi; Ascomycota; Sordariomycetes; Hypocreales; Hypocreaceae
Product: ceramidase domain-containing protein
Exons: 7
Coding region: 1-834 (277 amino acids)
Biological process (GO): ceramide biosynthetic process; ceramide catabolic process
Cellular component (GO): endoplasmic reticulum membrane
Source: RefSeq, a predicted model, not a curated record